UUGACUGACAGAUCCAGAGGCGACAGAGUUGGGCUGUGCUUUGGCUCAGCCUCUGGUCCAACAGAUUAAAGCACAUCGUUGAGUGGGUCCCUGUGCAGUCAGUCGGCAGCUCACACUGCACAGCCACUUGCCCUCAGGGACCAGGCGAGGACCGAGAAAGCUCCUUCUUUUAUUUAAAUUUUUCUUUAGUUAUUUAUUGAUUCACUCACUCACUCACUCAUUUCGUUUCGUUCCUUUCCUUCCCUUCUGCAAACCGUGGAUCUAAAACUGGAGGAGAGGAGAGGAGAGGAGAUGGCGCUCUCUCAGGUGCAACACACACUGUUCAUUUCACUGCUGGUGUCGAUGUCUCUAUUCACUGGUCUGGGAUUAUCCGCUUCGUUGGUGAAGAUGUCUCCCACCCAGUGGGUUGCAAUUGGCAAUCCCGUUGUACUGACCGCUAGUUUCCAUCUGAAUCAACAGCAGAUCCCACCCUUCUCUGUGAACUGGCAGUUCCAGUCAAGCGGAACACCAGGCAUUGUGUUGAUAUAUUCAGCGGAUAAGGUGAUAUUGGGCUCUGAGUAUCAAGAUCGUGUUGGCUUUGUGCAUAAAAUGCGAAGCACUAAUGUUUCCAUCUAUCUGAACAACACAAAGCUUAAGGACUCAGGUCAAUAUACUUGCACAGUAUCUGUUCCUGAUCUCAGUUUAGUGGACUUGUCUGUGACCAACUUGUCUGUGCUGGUUCCUCCCUCGAUCCCGAAGUGCAGCACCAAUGGAAAUCAUCACGUAGGCAGCAAUGUGACACUGACCUGCGGGUCCGCAAAGGGUGACCCCAAGCCCAUAUACACCUGGAAACGUAUCUCCCCCAAACCACAGACGUUCUUCCCUUCUCACAAUCGUGACAAGGGAACAUUUACUUUGACCAAUGUCACUAAAGAGAUGAGUGGGCUGUACUCCUGUAAGGCAGGAAACAAAGCGGGGAAUGCAACAUGCUUCAUCCAAAUGGACGUGACUUAUCCCGUUAAGUUAGGGAUGAUUGUGGGGGCAGUGGUCGGGUUAAUCAUGGCCGUCUGUCUGGUUUUCCUCACCGUCACUUGUUACCACAUGUAUCAGAAGAGGAAGAAGGCUGAGAAAGAGGAAGAUAGAGCCAACGAAAUCAAGGAGGACGCACAGCCUCCAACAGGCAACACCUGGGCCAAGAACAACAACUCCAGCAUGAUCUCCAAAAACGGCACCCUCUCCUCAGUCACCAGCACUCUGCGCAGUCACAAGCCGUUCCCCACCAUGCCUGCCUCGGACACCGCCUCGUCCAGCACCGUCGUGGGGGGAAAACAGCUCCCCAACACCGGCCGGCAGUACAGCCCGUCGUCCAGGAGCCCUUCCACUAAAUCCGCCCCGCGCUACGCUUCCACCAAGAGCGCCUACGGCCCCACCGGCCCACCAGGCCCCCAGUGGCAGAAUGGAGCCCAACCCCAGACUGGACCCAGGCAAGCGCCAACGCUGCCCUCAAUGACUCUGUCCAACCUCAGCAGAAUGGGGGCUGUGCCAGUCAUGGUGCCCGCCCAGAACCAAGCCGGUUCCUUGGUGUAGCGCCCACCAAUCGACCCGCAGUCCAGGGAGUUGGACUUAUACUGGAUUCUGUAGCUGGUUGACCAAAGGCAAGGUUGUUUUUUUUUUCAGGGUCCGAGCACACCUAUGAAUGUUUUUCUUUGCAUUUUUCCUUUGACGCAACAACUUUUUUCACGUCGUCGAGACGUCUCAAAGCGCUUCACAGACUGUA
Messenger RNA from Callorhinchus milii (elephant shark), 1756 nucleotides. RefSeq names its product endothelial cell adhesion molecule a (gene esama). The record is from RefSeq and is a predicted model, not a curated record. Gene Ontology annotation, molecular function: cell-cell adhesion mediator activity. The transcript has 7 exons. Bases 292 to 1566 code for a protein of 424 amino acids. Gene Ontology annotation, biological process: homophilic cell-cell adhesion. NCBI's taxonomy places the organism in Eukaryota, Metazoa, Chordata, Chondrichthyes, Chimaeriformes, Callorhinchidae. Gene Ontology annotation, cellular component: adherens junction; plasma membrane.